Capra hircus (goat) is the source of this 3418-nucleotide messenger RNA. It is a transcript of the gene BMI1, whose product is annotated as BMI1 proto-oncogene, polycomb ring finger. Lineage: Eukaryota; Metazoa; Chordata; Mammalia; Artiodactyla; Bovidae. The record is from RefSeq and is a predicted model, not a curated record. Gene Ontology annotation, biological process: negative regulation of transcription by RNA polymerase II. The coding region runs from base 505 to 1485 and encodes 326 amino acids. The transcript is spliced from 10 exons. Gene Ontology annotation, cellular component: PRC1 complex. Gene Ontology annotation, molecular function: promoter-specific chromatin binding.
AACUAUGAAAUAAUAAUCGUAGUAUUAAAGGCAGAGAUCGGGGCAAGACAAUGGGGAUGUUGGCGAGGGAGCCCCGAUCCGGAUUAGAAACACCUCCCAGCCCCGCAGAAUAAUACUGAUCGCGCCCCCUCCGCGCGCUCCCUCCCCCGAGUGCGGAGCGGGAGGAGGCGGCGGCGGCGGCCGAGGAGGAGGAGGAGGCCCAGGAGGAGGAGGCGUUGGAGGCCAAGGAGGAGGAGGAGGAGGCCGCGGAGGAGGAGGAGGCCGAGGCGGAGGAGGAGGAGGAGGAGGCCGGGCUCGGGAGGCAGCAUGAGCCGAGCGCGGCGGCCGCCGCUCUUCUCGGCUGCGCUCGUUGCCCAUUGACAGCGGCGUCUGCAGCUCGCUUCAAGAUGGCCGCUUGGCUCACAUUCAUUUUCUGCUGAACGACUUUUAACUUUCAUUGUCUUUUCCGCCCGCUUCGAUCGCCUCUCGCCGGCUGCUUUUUCCGGGAUCUUUUAUCAAGCAGAAAUGCAUCGAACAACCAGAAUCAAGAUCACUGAGCUCAAUCCCCACCUAAUGUGUGUGCUUUGUGGAGGGUACUUCAUUGAUGCCACAACCAUAAUAGAAUGUCUACAUUCCUUCUGUAAAACGUGUAUUGUGCGUUACCUGGAGACCAGCAAGUAUUGUCCUAUCUGUGAUGUCCAAGUUCACAAAACCAGACCACUACUGAAUAUAAGGUCAGAUAAAACUCUUCAAGAUAUUGUAUACAAAUUAGUUCCAGGGCUUUUCAAAAAUGAAAUGAAGAGAAGAAGGGAUUUUUAUGCCGCUCAUCCUUCAGCUGAUGCUGCCAAUGGUUCUAAUGAAGAUAGAGGAGAAGUUGCUGACGAAGAUAAGAGAAUUAUAACUGAUGAUGAGAUAAUAAGUUUAUCCAUUGAAUUCUUUGACCAGAACAGAUUGGAUCGGAAAAUAAACAAGGACAAAGAGAAAUCUAAAGAGGAGGUGAAUGAUAAAAGAUAUUUACGAUGCCCAGCAGCAAUGACUGUAAUGCACCUAAGAAAGUUUCUCAGAAGUAAAAUGGAUAUACCUAAUACUUUCCAGAUUGAUGUCAUGUAUGAAGAGGAACCUUUAAAAGAUUACUAUACACUAAUGGACAUUGCCUACAUUUAUACCUGGAGAAGGAAUGGCCCACUUCCUUUGAAAUACAGAGUUCGACCUACUUGUAAAAGAAUGAAGAUCAGUCAUCAGAGAGAUGGACUGACAAACACUGGAGAACUGGAAAGUGACUCUGGGAGUGACAAGGCCAACAGCCCAGCAGGAGGGAUCCCCUCCACCUCUUCCUGUUUGCCCAGUCCCAGCACUCCAGUCCAGUCUCCUCAUCCUCAGUUUCCUCACAUUUCCAGUACUAUGAAUGGAACCAGCAGCAGCCCCAGCGGUAACCACCAAUCUUCGUUUGCCAAUAGACCUCGAAAAUCAUCAGUAAAUGGGUCGUCAGCAACUUCAUCUGGUUGAUACCUGAGACUGUUGAGGGAAAAAAAAUUUUAAACCCUUGAUUUAUAUAGAUAUCUUCAUGCCAUUACAGCUUUAUAGAUGCUAAUACAUGUGACUGUCGUCCAGUUUGCUUUCUUUUGUAGUGAAGUUAAAUUUGACUAUGAAAGAUGGACUAGAUGUGAUAUCCAUAUGGACGUUAAUGGAAAAGAAAGAUCAUUUCUCGAAAGAAUUAGUUUCAGAGAAAGCAGGCAAGAUGUUUUUCUGUGUUAGGACCGAUGUGAAAUGGUUUCUGUCACCAUUGUUUGGAUUUGAAAAUCUUCUGCAGUGGAUAUAAACAUUGGGCCGUAGUUUGUUAAUCUCAACUAACGAAACCUCCAUUACAUCCUCCUUGAUUGUUCUUGUUAUUAUGCUGUUUUGUGAACCUGUAGAAAACAAGUGCUUUUUAUCUUGAAAUUCAACAAAUGGAAAGAAUAUGCAUAGAAUAAUGCAUUCUAUGUAGCCAUGUCACUGUGAAUAACAAUUUCUCGCAUAUUUAGCCAUUUUGAUUCCUGUUCGAUUUUUUACUUCUCUGUUGCUACGCAAAACCGAUCAAAGGAAAGUAACUUCAGUUUUACAAUCUGUAUGCCUAAAAGCGGGUACUACCGUUUAUUUUACUGACUUGUUUAAAUGAUUCGCUUUUGUAAGAAUCAGAUGGCAUUAUGCUUGUUGUACAAUGCCAUAUUGGUAUAUGACAUAACAGGAAACAGUAUUGUAUGAUAUAUUUAUAAAUACUAUAAAGAAAAUAUUGUGUUUCAUGCAUUCAGAGAUGGUUGUUAAAAUUCUCCCAACUGGUUCGACCUUUGCAGAUACCUACGUUUGAGCCUUAUCAGCAUAGAAUAUUUUUAACGUGGAUAUCUAAUUCUAACUUCUGUUCCAUUGGAAGCAAUUGGCAUUAUUGUCAUAUGGAUUUUUCUCUAGUAAUACCUUUUACUUUUAAAUUUAAUUGCUGCAUUAAAGGAAAACUUUUCACUAAGGGAUUUGGAAAUGCUGUCGUCAUUUCCUGUUGCUUACGAUGGUAAUUAAUGUGUUUUUAACAUGUAUAUUGAUCACUGUAAUUCUAAGACCGAUUUUUAAAUAAGCCAGGUUGCUGGAGAAAGAAAAUUUUUAUCUAAAAUUAUUUUAAUAUGUGGCAUAGUGGAAAUCUCAAAUUUAAGAAUUGCUUUUACAAUUAUAAACAGUGGAAUAUACCCUCUCUGUAACAUCUGGAAAUAGAAGCAAUUUAUUGUGAGCUUCUACAGGUAGUUUUGAAAUAGAGUGAGCAUGUUGAAUUUAAAAUAUGAAUAUGUCCCUCCAAAUUUUCAGAUUGUGUUUUGCUUUGGUCGAACUUGGUGUGUGUUCAUCACCCAUCAGUUAUUUGUGAGGGUGUUUAUUCUCUAUGAAUAUUGUUUCAUGUUUGUAUGGGAAAAUUGUAGCUAAACAUUUCAUUGUCCCCCGUCUGCAAAAGAAGCACAAUUCUAUUGCUCUGUCUUGCUUAUAGUCAUUAAAUCAUUACUUUUACAUAUAUUGCUGUUACUUCUGCUUUCUUUAAAGAUACAGUAAAGUUUUAUGAAACCACAAAAUACAUAUAUUUUUAUUUUGACCUAAAUUUGUACAGUCCCAUUGUAAGUGUUGUUUCUAAUUAUAGAUGUAAAUUUAAAUUUCAUUUGUAAUUGGAAAAAAUCCAAUAAAAAGGAUAUUCAUUUAGAAAAUUGCUAAGGCUUUAAUAAAAAUUUGAUAUGAAAAGCACAAUGUGCAGAAGUUUUGGAAACCCUGUUGUAGAUUACACCAGGUAAAGGCUAAAGAACAUCCAUUGCUGUCUUAGUGAUGUUGCUGAGAGUACAUGCUUUGUUGUAUAAUUGCUUGAAAGCCCAAUGGAAAGAUGUAUCUGUUUAUUUACUUUAUAAUCUUUGAAGUAAAAGUUACUCAUGUUUGCCAA